UCCACUCCCUUCAGGAGGACCAGCCACUUCCUCCCCUCGGCUGCACUGAUCCAUUCGUGUCGACUGCCCAGAGUCCGCGAACGCAGCGCCGUGUCCUCCCCACGUCCACUCUGUGAAGACCUUCUCUCAGCCUCGGCGUCUCCUCCUGGAACCUGCAGCAGCACAUCCACAGCCACCUGCACAUUCCUGCAGCCGUCCCGCCUCUGCCCCGACAUGUCGCUGCACAGCUUCGGCCUGGAGCCGCUCUCCUGCCACUCCUGGAACAAAGACAGAACGCAGAUUGCCGUGAGUCCCAACAACAACACGGUGAAGAUCUAUGAGAAGAAAGGCAAAGACUGGGUGAAGAUUCACGAGCUGACGGAGCACAGCGGACGCAUCACAGGCAUCGACUGGGCCCCGGAGUCCAACCGCAUCGUGACCUGCGCCUCCGACCGCAACGCCUACGUGUGGACCCUGAAGGACGGAUCGUGGAAGCCCACGCUGGUGCUGCUGCGCAUCAACCGGGCGGCCACCUGCGUGAAGUGGUCCCCGCUGGAGAACAAGUUUGCUCUGGGCAGCGGCGCGCGACUCAUCUCCGUCUGCUACUUUGAGAAGGAGAAUGACUGGUGGCUGAGCAAGCACAUCAAGAAGGCCAUCCGCUCCACGGUGCUCAGCCUGGCCUGGCAUCCCAACAACAUCCUGCUGGCAGCGGGCUCUGCAGACCUGCACUGCAGGGUCCUCUCUGCCUACAUCAAGGACAUCGAGGACAAGCCCGGCCCCACGGCCUGGGGGGCCAAGAUGCCCUUCGGGGAGGUGAUGCUGGAGCACAAGGACUGCGGGGGCUGGGUGCACGGCGUGUCCUUCUCCCCCAGCGGGGACCAGCUGGCCUGGGUGGCCCACAACAGCAGCAUGGCCGUGGCCGACGCCGCGCAGGGGAAGGAGGUGACCCAGCUGACCACCCGCCACCUGCCUCUGCUGAGCGUCCUCUUCGUCAGCCCCACCGAGCUGGUCGCUGCGGGUCACGACUGCUGCCCCCACCAGUUCACAUACAAGGGUCCCGGGGGUCUGGAGUUCGUGAAGAAGCUGGACGUCCCCAAGCAGGCCACCAAGAGCAGCGUGUCGGCCAUGCAGCACUUCCGCAACCUGGACAAGAAGGCCACGGAUGAGGAGGACAGCGAGCUGGGCACGCUGCACCAGAACAGCAUCACGCAGCUGUGUGUCGUCUCCGGGGACAGAGCCAAAGUGGACAAGUACAGCAGCGUGGGCCUGGACGGAGCCAUGAUCAUCUGGACUUUUAAGCACUGAGUCCACUGGUUCCUGGAGGUUCUGCAGGUUCUGCAGGUUCUGGAGAUUCCGCGGGACCAUUCUGUACUGUGACCGGAGUGUGUUUGCCUUGUAUGCGUUUGGGUAACUAGAAAAUGCUUUCAGCACAUAUGUAUGGUGGUUUUCAGUCAGAAAUGGUGAUUUAAAUAAAGAUAAAAUGAUGACAG
This is a messenger RNA of Cololabis saira (Pacific saury), 1469 nucleotides long. RefSeq lists its product as uncharacterized. Gene Ontology annotation, cellular component: actin cytoskeleton; Arp2/3 protein complex. The coding region runs from base 214 to 1284 and encodes 356 amino acids. Lineage: Eukaryota; Metazoa; Chordata; Actinopteri; Beloniformes; Belonidae. Gene Ontology annotation, biological process: Arp2/3 complex-mediated actin nucleation. The record is from RefSeq and is a predicted model, not a curated record. The transcript is spliced from 10 exons. Gene Ontology annotation, molecular function: actin filament binding.